ACAAAUAUCAUGUUAGGGACUUCAGUCUACGACAUUAUUAUAACUGAGCGACAACUGUUAUAAAAACGACAGUAAUGUAAUAAAAUGACGAAAUUUUAUGGAAGUCUUCUACUCUUCGUUACUACAUUGUUGAUUAGUCUGUCGAUCGGUCGAAAUUUGAGAGAGAGAGAGAGAGAGAGAGAUGUCGUCUCAUGGGAACGCAUCAGCGGUGAACGAUCCGCGGCAGCCAUCGGCGGCGAGGCCUUUCGUGCCGCAAGCAGUGUCUCCUCAAGAUCUGCCGGUGGAUUACUCGGGAUUUAUCGCCGUCAUCUUUGGCGUUUUCGGCGUCAUGUUCAGGUACAAACUUUGCUCGUGGCUAGCAAUUAUAUUCUGUGCCCAAUCGCUUGUCAACAUGAAAAACUUUGAAACCGAUCUCAAACAGGUCUCCAUGGCCUUCAUGUUUGCUAUUAUGGGACUUGUGACGAAUUACUUUGGACCUGCUCGACCUGGAACAAAGAAAUGAGAUUCAUUGGUUUACAGAGACUUUCAUUUAUUUAAUUUCUAGUCAUGUUGAUUUUGACAUAACUUUACUGAAGUAUAACACCAGAGUAUGCAAACUUUCUGUCGUCUAUUUUUAUAGUUAAGCAUUGAUGUAUUUUUUGUUCUCCCAAUUUAUUUUAGUUUUAUUGUA
This is a messenger RNA of Humulus lupulus (European hop), 670 nucleotides long. Its product is annotated as protein Asterix. Gene Ontology annotation, molecular function: protein folding chaperone. Bases 182 to 502 code for a protein of 106 amino acids. Lineage: Eukaryota; Viridiplantae; Streptophyta; Magnoliopsida; Rosales; Cannabaceae. The record is from RefSeq and is a predicted model, not a curated record. The transcript has 3 exons. Gene Ontology annotation, cellular component: endoplasmic reticulum membrane. Gene Ontology annotation, biological process: protein insertion into ER membrane.